CUUAACUCGGUGCUUCUCGCUCCAUUGCCGUUCUACUUCUUCUGAUCAAGCUACAGCAUGCUAUUCCUGCAGUCUCUAUUUGUUAGGCACAUCGAUCUCAUAUUUCAGAUCGCCUCUGCUUCCAUGCUCCAAUUUCUUUGCUUCCAAACACUUGAGAUAACAAUCCAGCCUCCUUCUUCUUAAGCUAAGUGAUCAGCUCAAUGUGUUGGAGGAUGUGAAAAUAAACAAACUAAAGUAAUUUCACUUUUUUGUGAGGUGCUCAAGUUUCUCUGCUCUUUUCUUGCUAUUUAUGCCAAUGGCAGAUUGGCUUCACUUUUGGUUCCAUUCUCCAAUUUCUUUGCUUCCUUAACAGUUUGAAUUUUCUGCCAUUCUGAGUUUGUGUGGUGAUUUCUUUAUAUUUACAGGAGACAGGCUUCACUAGUAUUUCCAUUUUGUACUUUGUUUGCUUCCAAAUAGUUGAAUUGCUUCAGGUCUAAAUAAGGUUGAACUGCACACCAUUUUGAGUUUGGGUGUGGUGAUUUCUUGAUGUUUAUGGCAAUGGCAGAUUGGCCUCACUUGUGUUUCCAUUCUCCAAUUUCUUUGCUUCUAAACACUUAGAUUUCAUGCCAUUCUGAGACUUUUUCUUGGCAGCUUGCCCUUGGUUGAUUGUUAAUUUGUUCUUACAAGUGAUCCAAAAUUCACAGAAAAAAAGGAGACUUCCAAUCAGUGUUGAAAUCUCCCAAAAAAAUUAAGUUUCGUAUUCGUGUUUUGGCUGUCGUCAUCUUUUGCGAGUUUGAAGAAAAACAACAAAAAGCGAGUUUUAUCUUCGUCAAUUGUUUUUAGUAAAUUCUACAAAGAGAAAUUUGAAAAAAAGGAGGUUUCCUUGUCGAAGGCAUCAUCGAACAAAGUUGAAGUCUUCCACAAAAACAAAAGGUAGUGAGUAUGCAUUUUUUAUGAUUUAUUAUUUUUGUGCUUACAUUGCUAUAUUUUUCAUUUGAUCAUAGUAUAUAGUUUCAGCUUCUUGUCCUUGACUUACCAAAUUACAUUAAGGUUGCAUUUGGAUGGGUGAAUUUGAAUUGGGAAUUUGGAUUUAAAAUCUCACAUUUAAAAUUUAUAUAUUCUAAAUUUUUUGUUUAGAUAAUGUAAAAAGUUUUAAAUUAUAAUAUUAAAAUCUUUUGUUUGGAUUUUAAGUAAAAUUUCAAAUUUUAAAUUCAAUGUUUAAAUUUAAAAGCAAUUCGGACAACGUUGGCAGUCCAAUCCCUGUCAAAGUCGGCAAUCUGGAUGACUUAUUUUCACCAAGAUUGGACAGCCGGUGUCUAGCGAGAUUGAAUAGUAGACUUCUAACGAGACCAUACUCCGGCGGUGACUAGGACCAAAUGGCAGACUUCCACAGACACUGGACUGUUAGCAUUGAUCGGGCCUAAUUGCUAGUCAUUUGAUCUUGGUCGCAAGCUGCUGUUCAAUUCUAGUUAAUGCUAAUAGUUUAGACUUGGUGGAAGUCAGCCUUAUGAUCCUGAUUGUCACUUAUACUACGGUCCUGGUCGGCACUAUCGAUCCAGUCACGACGAAAUUUGGCUUUCUGAUCCUCAUCUUUACCUACACUUUGGCCUGGGUCAUCACCAACAGUUCGAUCUCGAUUGGCACAAGUAGUUUAGUUCUAAUAGAAGUCAAUAGUCCAGUCUUGGUUGGUUCCUAUUGUCCAAAUACGAAUAUAAAUCCUUAUGCAUCUAAACAUAGCAUAAAGUUUGAAGAGUAAUGAGUUAAUAAAUUCUCUAAUGCAUUAAUACUUUAAAUAUUGUCAAUUAGAAGAAAAAAUUGCACCGAUUAAGUUCACUGUUAGCAAAUAACAUGAUUUUAAACCAUGUUGCUAAUUAAGCCAUGCACACGAGCCCUGAAACAAGCCUUAAACCACUAGAUGGGUUUAGCUACUUGGAUUGCACGAUACUAUUGUGCUCUAUCAUCAACUAAGUUUUUAGGAAUAUUGUUAACUAAAAAGUGUCAUUUAACAAUUUUCAUGAGUGUUAUGUUAGAUCUUCCUUUAUCUUUUUUAAUAGGGCUCAAGAUUAUCAGUUCCACUUUCCUCAUUAGUCCUUUUUAUAGCCUUCUUUGUAUAUGUUCAAACUAUCACAAAUUAUUUUUUAUCAUUUUCCCAUAAAUAGAUGUCACAUUUACUUUUUCUUGUAUAUGCGCAUUUUGAAUUUUAUCUUUUCUUGUAUUACCUCAUUUCUAUUUUAACAAUUUUAUCUUUGUUACUCCAACUUUAUGCCCAUGUUAUCCUUUCAAGGCCCAACAUUUAUUACCAUAUAACAUGUUGGUUUUAUAGCAAUUUAAUAAACUUUCUUUUAAGUUUAACAGGUACCUUUUGAUCACAAUAAUAAUGCUUUAGCCUUUCUCUAUUUAAACCACCUAGCUUAUAUUUUAUGUGCAACAUCUCCAUUAAUUUUCUCAUGUUGAAUAAUUUCUCUUAGAUAUGUAAAUCAAACUUUUUAACUUGAGAUCAAGACACCAAAAGUUAAAGGUUGAAUGUGAUAACAUCCAAACCAAGUCAGAGCACAUCACAAUCAUUUCAACAACAUCAAAUGGCCCAAAAUGACUACAAGAUUCCAUCGUCCUAGUCAACUUAGUAAUUUUAUGAAUUUUAUGCUUUACACUAUCCAUUCCAAAUUAAAAAUUUACUAUUUUAAAAAAAAUUAGAAGAAUGACAGAGAGGUUUCAAAAGGAUUAAUUAAUUCAAGUUAGGUUUUAAGUAUCAAAUUUCAGGAAUUUGCAACUCAAUCUCUCAAUUUUGCAAUUUCAUUGUAAUGGAUUUAUAACUUGUAUUUUAAAUUUUAAUAGGAAAAAUAAUUUAAUUCUUCAAUCAUGUUAAAAUUUGAAAAAUAAGUUGUAAAUUCAUCACAACGUAAUUGCAAAAUUGAGAGAUUGAGUUGCAAAUUUUUAGAGUUUGGAACUUGAGAUUUAACUUGAAUUAAUUAGUUCUUUUGGGACCUGUUUGUCAUUCUCCCUAAAAAAUUUCUCCCUCUUAUUUUCUUCCUACUUUUUCCUUGCUUCAAACUAAGCAACUUUGAAGAUCUUAUGUAAGGUAUCCCUUACUAAUCUCUAUUUAACUUCCAAACCUAGAUAAUCAAGGUGUUAACCCUAAAGGAUUACCCAUUUGUAUAGUCCGAUAUAAAGUUAUAAAUUUCAACAAUGGGGAAGCGUUCAUUAUUUAAAAACACUUCAGAACACUUUCACCAUUCAUAAAUUAGGGUUUAAAACUUAUGUGGAAGCAUGGGAUCUUAAACAAGUCAAUGCAUUUGCGAAAUAGUUGAAAACAACAAAACAGUAUAGCGGAAUAGAGAUGCGUCGUGGCUCACUGCAGAUAUUCUAUGCUUUGUCUCCUUUAUGCCUGCGUGAGGAAACAUUGCACAAAAUUUUAUAGCAUAGAGCUAUCACAUGACAGCUACUAGGGUGAACUUCCAACAGCCCAUUUCUUCGUCGGGCAUCUGAUUGAGGUAAUCUAGGUGUCUACAGAAAGCGUUCUUCUAGCUUUAGCUAAUAGCACCAAUUUUACAAUCAAAUUAUUUUUCAAUCAAAAGUUGGACACUUGUUUUAUAACUUACUCUUUUUCACAUAAAGUCACAACCAGGGUGCUUAAACCAUAAUUCAACUGUUAAAAGUUUACACCAACCUUUAGACCACUCUCAAGGAUCGUAUAGGGCUCAUACAACACACUAUAGCCAACUAAUCAUUCAUAUAUCACUUUUAUAUUGCUCAACCCCUUGAUCACAAAACAUAAUGGGGAGCCCAAUUUUCAUAAAUCAAUACGUGAGAGAGAGAGAGAGAGAGAACUAUAUAAUAUUCAUUCAUGUACACUUAUUUUUGCGUGCUUUCAGUUCAUUUUUAACAAUAAUUCAAGUAGCCAAAAAUGAACUACAUGUAAACCUAGUUGGCAAAUAGCAAUUCAAGUAGCCAAAAAUACACAUAAUUAAAGUUCAAGGCCUAUAGGUAUGAUUAUGUAGAAUCCUAUGCCUUUGGUCAUUUUUUUUUAUCCUGAUCCAAUGAGCUAGUUCCUGUAAUAUUUAAGAUUGAGUGGUGAGUACAACUACUUAGUAACUAAGGUCAAUCUAGUCUAUACAAUUACAUAUCAAUUAAUUAUAGAUGUAAAUGGCAACCACAAAACAUUUUUCCAUUGAGUAAGACAUUCAAAAGUUUACCCUGACCAUAAAAUUAACAACUAUGUGGUUGGGCACCAUUUUAAUCCUUUCAUAACAUAAACAAACACAUGCACAUGUGGGGUGGCAAUAGUAAUAACCAUGAACCCUUACAAAAUCAAAAAUAUUUGAAGGGUGAGGUAGUUUUAUUUAUUCUUAAAAAUUAGAAAAUAAAUAAAGCAAAUUAGAAUAAAGGACAUGUGGUGUCAUUAGAUGCUACUUGUGAUGCAUAAUUUUUUUUAUUAUUUUUAAAUUAGAAACUUGGAAGUGUAAAUAAUUAAGUUAAUGGAAAGUUGGGAUAAUUUUCCCAUUAUUUUUAAAUUAAGAUUUUGAAUUUUAUUUAUUAUUUGAAAUUAGAAUUUUGAAAUUAUGAAUAUGUGAAUGAGAAGUUGAGAUAAUGGGGAGAUAUUUGGAGAUAAAAUAGUUUUAUUUACUUUAAAAAUUGGGUUAAUGAGCAAAAUGGACAUUGAACUCUUGCUUGAAAAGCACCUUGGAUUGUGAACUUUUAAAAUGUGUAAAAUAAAUCCUAAACUUUUAAAUUCAUAGUAAAUUAAACACUACCAUUUUCUUUUGUUAACACUGUUGCUGAUCACUGUAGGCGCCAUUUAAAUGUUGAUGUGUCAUUGUUAAUUAGCACUAUAGAUUCUAAACUAUUAUGCGAGUAGCAUCCUGGUCCUUGAACUUUGAAAUUUUGAGCAAAUUACCUCCACUGUUUAUGUAUAGAACGUUGACUAUUAUGUAGAUCAAAUUAGUCUUAGCAUGGUUCACUGAAAUGAAUGCAUCGUUGGUCAUGGCGAACGACUUGUAAUUUGUAAAAUGACAUUUUUUGUGCUUUUUUGUAAUGUUUUCCAAACAAUUGACAUCUCAUGCUUCAGUAUACUUUAUAACUCUAAUUUAGCAUGAGAUGAUGCACAGCUUUCACUAUGCUCUUGGCUACUAUCAAUAUCAUCUCUUUAUCUUGCCAUGUAUUGUCUAACGCUUGUAACUUUAAUCCAUCUCGAUAAUCAGUAAGUGUUCUUCAUAAGUAUUUGGAUUAGCAACUUAAAUAUGAGUGUUUCUUGGGCAUUAGACCCUCUCUUGGUAAGGAAAAAAAAACCACAAUUUUGACAAUAUCAAUAACAACACAAAACUAGCACUUACUUAUAUAUAAUACAAAACAAUAAAUUUGGAAAACAUUCGGUAGUAUAACAACUUAAAAAAGGAUGUUUCUUGAGCAUUAUGCCAUUUUUUAUACUAAAUUAUAUUCCAGUAAAUUCUAUUCUAACUUAAUUUAAACAACAAUCAUGAAAAACAACAUAUCAUAUCAAAUUUAUACAGCACCAAGCAUAGAAAUUCCUAUAUAUAUUAGUUUGGGGAAGAAGAAGAGAGGAAAGGAAUGAAUGUGUAAUAAUGUAGACAUUCAAAUUAACCAAAAAUAAAAACAAUAAAAGAUGAACUGACUAAGGGAUAUCAAAUUCCAAUUCACCUAAUUCAACACCAAUGAGCAACCUUAUAUGAAAACCCAAUAGUAAUCGAUUGAAAAGAAUGGAAAAUGAAGGAAAAUCAAAACUCACCACAAGUAUGAACACGAGAGAUGAAUUAAAUAUGGAAUAUCAAAUUCCAAUUCACCUAAUUCAACACCAUGAACAACCUUAUAUGAAAACCCACAAUCAAAACCUAACACUAACCGGUUGAAAAGAACGAAAAAUGAAGGAAAAUCAAAACUCACCACAAUCAUGAAAAUGUUCACAAGCACACUUACCAUAAGCCUCUAUCGAACACAAGCAUGGCCACACAAGCAAACUUCACAAGCACCCACAAAAGCAAACCCGUAAACAAAUCAUGAUCCUAACGAUUAGAGAGUGUGAAAUGGGGGUGGAAUUGUUAGGAAGGAGUUUUUGGAAAAGUUUUGAAUAUUGUCGAGUUGUCUGAGUGUGGAAUGAAAUAGGGUUUGGGGCCAAUUUUAAAAACCAAUACUUGGUGAUUAUUUCAUAAUAAGUAGUAAUUUUAUUCUAUUUGAUGCUUGUUCUGAAAUAAUCAUCUAAUCUGUACUUGAUAUAUUUGACGAUUACUCCAUAAUAACAACCGUGAUGCUUGUUACAAAAUAAGUCAAAUAUAUCAAGUAUAUAUUAGAUGAUUAUUUCAGAACAAGCAUCAAAUAGAUAUAUUGUCAAAUAUUUUUUUCCUUUUUUAUUUGUUAUUUUUUACAAAUAACUAUCAAGUAUAAGGUAUCUUAUUUAGCCUUUUUUGUAAUAGUAAUGGUCUAGCUUUCUACUGUCCCUUAAUGAAGGGACAGUGGAGGAUUCCCUUAGAGGAGGGAAUCUGACUCUAUCUAUGAACAAUUGAAAAAAACUUGUAAUUGCAAUCUCAUGUCCAUUUUAGAUGAUGAGCAUUGGGGAAACUAUUGCAUUAAAUCUUGCUCGAAGAUUAGUGGAUAAGGCUAUAAAGGAAGUUAAUUAUUUUUGUCAUUUUGAGACUCAUGUGCAUCAAUUUGUGCAAGACAAUAAUGAUUUGGUUACAAAACCAAAAAAAAAGUGCAAAAUGAUGUUGAAGAUGCCAAAAGAAGAAAUGAGAACCAAAUUGAAUAUGAAGUUCAAAAUUGGAUAGAGGAAGCUGAAAAUCUUAUUCGAGAGAAUUGUAGAGUCAAGCAGACCUGGUCUUAUAGUUGGUGUCCUCAUUGGAGACACCGACAAGGCAAGAGGUUGGCACAGAGGACGCAAGCCAUUAAAAAUCACAUACAUAAAAUGUAACUUCGAAAGAGUAGCACGUCCAGCUGAACUUUCAAGUAUAAAAUACCAUGCUUCUGGAGACUUCAUUGAUUUUGAGAGCAGAAAGUCAAAAUUGAAGCAACUUGUGAAAAUCAUCAUAUGAUUGUGUUACAAGGGAUGGGGGGUAUGGGUAAAACCACAUUGGCAACACAAGUGGGCAAACAAGUUGAAGAAUCCAAAGCAUUUCAGAAAGUAGUAUUUGUUGUUGUCUUCAAUCUACCAAAUAUCAACAAGUUUCAAGGUGAAAUUGCAAGGUAGUUAGGUUUGCAAUUAGAGGAAGGAAAGGAAGAAGAGUACCCGAAGGUUUUAUGGCAUAGAAUUUAUAAUUAUGAUGGAAAUUUAAUUAUAAUAUUAGAUGACGUGUGGGAAGAACUAAAUCUUAGAGACAUAGGGAUUCCAUCUUGGCUAGAUCAUGGGAAUUGCUAUAUUUUGAUAACAACUCGCGAUUCGAAAGUUUGUCAAGCAAUGAGAUGUCAACAAACAAUUCAGCUACACACGUUGACCAAUAAGGAUGCCUUAAAUCUUUUUUUGUUGCAUGCUAGAAGUGGUGAUGAUUUGGAGGUUCUUGCACAAGAUUUUGUGAAGGAGUGUGGAGGAUUACCAAUUACAAUUGUCUCACUAGCUAGCACAUUAAGAAAUUGGCCUAUAAGUGAAUGGAAGGUAGCUUUGGCAACCUUACAUAAUUCUGUGCAAUUUCUUGAUAUUGAUGAAAAUUUGGUGAAGGUUUAUAAAUGUUUAAGCUUAAGCUAUGAGAAUCUAAGGAAUGAAAAGGCUCAAAAGCUCUUUUUAUUGUGUUCUAUUUUCCCAGAAGACUUUCUUUGAACCUUAUUGUUAGACUUGGUAUAGGGGUUGGACUUUUUGGGGAAGUUGACAAAUAUUAUGUAGCGAAAAGCCAAGCACUUGGAGAAAAAAAAAGAACUUAUAGCUUCUUCUUUGUUAUUAAAGGUUGAUAAUAGUGAAUGUGUAAAAAUGCAUGACUUGGUCAGUGAAGUUGCCCUAUGGAUAGCAAAAGAAGAUAUUCAAGUGCUUACGGAUCCAGGAGUAACUUUAAAAACAAACAAGUGAUUUGUGUUUUGGAGUACUAGUGAUGUACUUGAUAAGUUUGAUGGUAUGAAACUCGAGAUUCUAAUUCUUAUCAUAAAUGGAGAGGUUGUAGCAAACAACCCAGAAUCAUUCUUCGUAGGGAUGACAAGACUCAAAGUUCUACUUUUAAUUUGUAAAUAUGGUAAAAUAUUUCUCCCUUCAUCAUUGUUAGAGUCACUUUUUUCAUUAAAUAAUAUUCGAAGUGUUCGUCUACAUGGUUGGAGAUUGGAUGACAUCUCUAUCAUAAGAAAUCUCCCGAGUAUUGAGACUUUUGAAUUGGAAUAUUGUUCAAUCAAUGAAUUACCAACAAAAAUUAGUGAACUAAAAAGGUUGAGAUUGCUGGGAUUAAGGGAUUGUGAAAUUCAAAAGAAGAAUCCUUUUAAAGUAAUUGAAAGAUGUUCUCAAUUGGAAGAAUUGUAUUAUGUUAAGAAUUACAUUGUUGAACAUCAGAAGCUAAAUGAUGACAAAAAAAUUGAAGAUGAUCAAAUUACUCAUGAUACACCUCCUAUUGCAUUGCAAAUGUAUUCUAUAUCUUAAACUAGAUAUGAAUGCUUUGCUGAUGAUGAGGAUGGCGUGUUAAAAUGCUUUAAUACAGACUCUCUGGAAAAUUUAAUCUCAAAAGACUUCUUUAAGUACCUUAUGGAAACAGUAGAGGUCCUUGACUUGGGGGAAAUAGGAGAAAUAGGAUGGAAAAAUCUUGUCCCGGACAUCAUUCCUAUGGAAGAUGGAGGUAUGAAUGACUUGAUUAAGCUUCGAUUGCGUCAAGGGUCUAAGAUUGAGUGCCUCAUUGAUACUAAGGGGCAUCAUUAUUUUGACAUGACAGGUUUCUCCAAGUUGGUUGCGCUACAAUUGUGUGGAGUAGAAAUGAAAGAAUUAUACCAGGGUUCUCCGCCUUCAGACUUUCUCAGGCAAUUGCAAGUUUUAAAGUUGAAAAAUUGUAAGAAAUUACUCAAACAAAUUCUUUGAUGGUAAUCUCAAACUACCUCAUUUGAAGGUCUUGGAAUUGAAUAACUAUCCAAUGUUCCAACCAUCAAUUUUCCAACCCUCUAUUGCUCGAAGUCUAACACAAUUGGAAGAAUGAGUACUUGCAAAUUGUGAAAAGCUAAAAAGUUUAAUUGCUGUAUACGAGUGUUUGGGAGAAGAAACAGUGGUUGUUGAUGAUCAAGAGUGUUAUUGGAUUGUUGUUUCCAAAGUUAAAAUCUCUUCAAAUUGUAAGAUGUAACAAAUUAUAAAUUGUAUCGUCACUAUUUUUCCCUGGAAACCUUUCCCUUUUGGAAGAUUUAUCUAUAAGAUACUGUAAGAAGUUGAAAUACAUAGUGAGUGAAUAUCGCGAUGAGGGUCAAGUUUUGCAUCAAGAGACUCUUCUCCCUUUAUUGACUAGAAUGGACAUUGAAAAAGUACCAAGUUUCAUUAAAAUAUUCUGCGAUUGUAAGAAACGUAUACCAAGGCAAACUUCAUUUUUGAAAGGUAGUUUAGAGGAGAAAAAUGUAAAUUCGAAGACACGUGCUCUUUCAUGGGCUCAUGGGUGUUGUUUUCUAGCCACAUUGAAAGGCACUGAUGCUGUAGUUUCCAAUGCCAAAUUGCCACGUCACACAAUGUCACAGGAGUUAUUUGCAACAGGGCAAAGGAUCAAAGCAUUUCAUACAGCUAAGUAUCUUUUGAGACAAUCAUUGAACGUACAAGAUACAAGGCAUAUGAAACUCAAGGGAUGUUUAAAAGUAAAGACAUUGUUCAGUGAAUCUAUUGCCACAAGCAUAAUUUUGGAGCAGUUAUCAAUCAUAGAAUGUCAUGAAUUGAAACACAUAAUGACAAAUGAGGGACAGGAUGGUGACUAUAUCCGUUGCAAUAACUCUAUUUUCCCAAAACUAGAGAUGCUCAGAAUCAGGAAUUGUAACAAGCUGGAAAUUCUAUUUCCAUCUACUCUUUCUGGAGUUCUUCAAAAAUUAAAAUCUAUGGAUAUCAGAACUGCUCAUGAACUGAAAUAUAUUUUUGGGAAAAAAUACAAUCAUGAGGAUUAUACAUCACCAAAUGAGAAUGAAAAUAAUGAGCCUCACUUUCAUCUGCCUGCUUUGGAAACAUUAUCCCACGAAGAUGUGCCAAAUAUGAAUAGCAUUUGUAUCAAGAGUUUUCAACUGGAUUGCCCAUCUCAGCAGACUUUGAAAGCAGAGAAGGAAUUACUGGCUUCAAUGAAAGGGAUUGAAACAUUUCAUUCAACUGAAUGUCUUGUGAGAAAACCAGUGAUGUUUCAAAAUAUAAGGCAGAUGACACUUAGUAAUUGUUUAACAUUAAAGACAAUGUUCAGUGUAUCCAUUGCUAUGAUCAUCACGUUGGAGAAGUUGGAAAUCUGGGAUUGCGAAAAAUUGAAGCACAUAAUAACAAAUCGAGGAGAGGAUCGUGACUAUAUCAAUUGCACCUCCAUUUUUCCAAAACUAAAGAUUCUCAGAAUCAAGAAUUGCAACAUGCUGGAAUUUAUAUUUCCAUCCAUAUUUUCAGGAGGUCUUCAAAAAUUAAAACUUAUAGCGAUCCAAAAUGCCAAUGAACUGAAAUAUGUUUUUGGGAAAUACAAUCAUGAACAUUAUUAUGUGCCAAAUGAGAAUGAAAAUGAUGAGCUUCACAUUCAUCUUCUGCUUUGGAAACACUAUCCCUUGAAAACGUGCCAAACAUGAUCAGCAUUUGCAUCCAUAAAUGUCAAUCUGGAAUGCCCAUCUCUACAAAAUUUGGAAGAAGCAAAGGUAACACUUUUAACUUGUUAUUUUACAGGAUGUCAAACAUGUUUUAUGGCAUAAAAGCAUUUUGUUCCGUUUAAUUUUACUUUAUGUUAAUUCAGAACAUUUGCUUGGAAAUUAAUAUUCUGUUAAAAUUUGAACUUUUCUGCUCUUAUAUAAGAUUGAUUGCUGAAGAAGCAGUAAAACCUUAUCAAAAUUGGGUAAUGUUACUGUACUUUAUGUGGAUUUGAGCAAUUUAUAUAAAAAGAGUUGAUUUUAGAACUAUUUGACUAUAACACACACACACACACACACACACACACUCACGGAGAGGAGUUUGUCUAUUUAUUGACUCAUGUCGACACUUUUAAUAUUAUGAAAAAUUUCACAGAUUAAUUAUAAGUUUAUACUUUUAAUUUGUCUGAACAAUCAUCUAUAUCAUUAUUGUCAACCUUUGGUCAACUAGUUGUGCUACAGAGUGAAAAGGUAAUUGAGGAGCGUUAUGUGAUGGGGAAGCAAAAAGAACCAAGGAAUCAGUGUUAAUAAUUUUUGGACAUGUUUGGAAAUGAAUUAUGCAUAUUUUAUACAUUUAUUUGGGGUCAAAAUUAGACCAUGAUCUGAUCACUAGUGUGAAAUGUAGAAAUUUAACAGUGAUUUGGAAUUUAAAUUGCCUCUUUAAAUACUUGCAGGAAUCCGAAAUUCAAGAGAUUAUCAAUGUUGAAAGGCCAAUGACACCAAGUGUAGGCGCCGAAUGUCGUCAACUUCAUCAAUCUUAAAGAAAUAAAACUCACAGGAUGCAAAAAGUUAAGAACUGUGUUGUCCAUCUCGACAUGGAGAAGCCUACAACAGUUGUCUUUUUUAUAUAUUUGUGACUGAGGAAUUAGUUAAUGUGGUUGAAGAUGAUUCUAUGGAUCGAGGUUAUAUCAACAACACCUCCAUUUUCUCAAAACUGGUGGAUCUCGAAAUCUGAACGUGCAACAAGUUGGAGUUUGUAUUUCCUUACUAUGUCGUUGGAGGUCUUCAAAAAUUAAGAUCUUUGAUGAUUGAAGAAGCUGCAGGGUUGAAGUACAUUUUUGAGACAUAUUAUUUAUCAAAUGAGAAUGAAAGUGAUGAGCUUCGUACUGAUCUCCCAACUUUGGAAGCACUAUCACUUAUAGAUGUACCAAAGAUGAUCAAUAUUUGUGCAAAAGGUUAUCACCUAA
Messenger RNA from Prosopis cineraria, 11906 nucleotides. RefSeq lists its product as uncharacterized. NCBI's taxonomy places the organism in Eukaryota, Viridiplantae, Streptophyta, Magnoliopsida, Fabales, Fabaceae. Bases 9382 to 10665 code for a protein of 427 amino acids. The transcript has 9 exons. The record is from RefSeq and is a predicted model, not a curated record.